Chara braunii is the source of this 903-nucleotide messenger RNA. The record is from the annotation of a GenBank genome assembly. NCBI's taxonomy places the organism in Eukaryota, Viridiplantae, Streptophyta, Charophyceae, Charales, Characeae.
UAGCGCCAGCCUGUGAGAUCGACGAGGAAAUAUAUAGGGGCGCAGCUAUUUGGGUACGUGAUGGAGUUGGUGGGGGAGCUACAACAUGGAGAUACUUUCUGUGACACGGAAGACGACGUCUCGCAGGCAGAGGAUGAUGGGAAAGAUGAGGAAGACGUGGUCAACUACUGUGCUAAGAUGUGUGCAAGGUGUGUGGAUUGGGAAGUAGAAAGUGAGAUGAGCCGUGAAGUGGUUGUGUGGGACAGGGAUGAGCAUAAGGGAGGGGCUGGCAGGUGGUGGGAUAACCUGAUGACGCUCUCUUAUCAGGUCGACGCUGAGAGUGUCGACGUUGACGGUGACACUUAUCCGCAUCAGGGUAGUGGAGACGAGGCAGGUGGGUGGGAGGUGGAGCUGGGGUUCAUGGCAAAGGCGGUAGUUGCGGUGGCGGAGCGGCAAGGAAUGGGCGUGAUGGGCGCGAAGGGUGAGAAGGAUGACAACAACAACAACAACAACGACAACGAGCAGGGAAUGGGCGAAACGGACGAGACGGGCGUGAAGGAUGAUAACAACAACAACAACAACGACGGCGACAACAAUGAGGCGGGCGAGAAGGAUGACAACAAGGCGGUAGUUGCGAUGGACGAGCGGCAAGGAGUGGGCCCAGAUGACAACAACAACAACAACAACAACGACAAUGAGCAGGGAAUGGGCGAAAUGGACGAGACAGGCGUGAAGGAUGAUAACAACAACAACAACAACAACAACAACGGCGGCGACAACAAUGAGGCGGGCGAGAAGGGAGAGGAAGGAUGACAACAUCAACAACACUGACGACGAGCAGCCAUUGGGCGAAAUGGGCGAAAAGGAUGACAACAACAACAACAACAACGACAACGACGACAACAACAAAAACAACAAAACAAC